Messenger RNA from Penicillium angulare, 2244 nucleotides. Its product is annotated as TRAPP III-specific subunit 85 family protein. Gene Ontology annotation, biological process: endoplasmic reticulum to Golgi vesicle-mediated transport; protein localization to phagophore assembly site. Lineage: Eukaryota; Fungi; Ascomycota; Eurotiomycetes; Eurotiales; Aspergillaceae. The record is from RefSeq and is a predicted model, not a curated record. Gene Ontology annotation, cellular component: TRAPPIII protein complex; phagophore assembly site; cytoplasmic vesicle. The transcript is spliced from 2 exons. The coding region runs from base 1 to 2244 and encodes 747 amino acids.
AUGACAUCGCCCGAAGAUGCCACCCCGGUCAAACCACCGCCAUCCUUUUCCCCCGGCGUUGCGCGAGUACCAUCCAUAUCACGAUACCCCGAUGACCCCGAAUCUGCGCAUUCAAUAGAUGCCGAGCUGUCCGAAUAUCGCUCGGGAUCUUCUCCGACGCCCUCUUUGGCCACCACCACGGAGCUCCCCAUUCGCUCAUCCUCGCCGCAUGCUCAGUCCAUCCGAUCGUCCACCCCACAAUUAGCCCGCUCGUCGCUUGGUUCACCUUUUGAGGGCCGAUUCGAUGGGUCUGAAGAUAUCAGAUCACUCAUAAUACGAGCUUUCUCUCCAGCUGUUGCCGUUUAUGCAUCUGACGAUACGGAUGAGCUCGUUAGGAAUAAGGGGUUUAAAGGGGGCUUUUGGGAACUAAUCCGUCCGUUUGGAGAGACUGUGCCCGGGAAGGUGGUCAUCCGUGACAGUGUUGGGUCCAGCCGUGCCUGGGAGGACUAUGGCGUACGCUUCAUGAAUUUGAAAGGCUUCAGCCGGACUCCCGCAGGUCGUGAGUCCGGACGGGAGUCACCUCUGACACAGAUGGAGGAGAUAUUGGAGCAGCAAUUGGAGUCUAGUGAGGGACCGCUUGGAACAACUAUGCCCUCAAAAGAUGCGCAGGGAUUACCGAUUGCCAGCCCGUUAUGGAAGAUCUUACUGCGACAAAUACUUUCGACUACCUCGGCGGCACCCCACGAAACAUUUAGCCAUCCUGUCGCGAGUGUAAUUGCUAUCAGCUCUCGCAACAGCUCACCUUUGGAGACGCUUCGCCAAUUGUAUGCAGAAAGCAGCUCUGGGGACAAGCGGUUACCGGAUUGGGUUCAUCAGGAGUACCUUCGAUACUACGUUUUGGUUCAUGACGAGGAACGUGACAACAUCGCCGAGUCAACAAAACUGUACGAUCAAAUGAAGCGGCAUUUCGGUUUACACUGUCAUUUAUUACGUUUGCGCAGCAGCCAGUGUGUUGUGACGGAUGAUGAUAGCGUCCAAGUACCCACCUGUGAAUGGUUAUCCCCGCAAGAGCAUCUAUCAGGCGUGGGAGAAGCAGAGACACUGGUGGACCUUGGUACAGACGGUACACCGUACCUAUUCGAUUCCGAUGCAACUGCCAUCCGCACAUUUAUCCGCGAACUCAUUGUACAGUCCGUCAUUCCUUUUAUGGAAAACCGGGUAGCUGUCUGGAAUGACCAAGUUGCAUCAAGGAGGCGGGGAAUCAGUGGUAGAUUCAUGUCAGUCGGUCGACGAUUUAUGACAUUCGGCUCAGGCUCACGAUCUGGCGGUGCUGGUUCUUCCGGUGGAAGCGGAAAUUAUGAUUCUACAGACAAUUCAUAUAGCCCAGAUUCACCUGAGGCUGUCCUGCGAAAGAUGGCCGAUUUUGCUUUCAUGCUUCGGGACUGGAAGCUUUCUGCUUCAACCUAUGAAAUGAUCCAGUCAGACUACAAGAAUGACAAGGCUUGGAAAUAUCAUGCAGGCGUAAAUGAAAUGUGCGCAGUAAGCACGCUGCUGAACCCAUUGGCCGCGUCUACCAAAAUCAAGCUUGAAAGCAUUGACCAGAUGUUUGAAAAUGCAUGCUAUUCCUACCUAACGCGAUGCUCAGAUGGCCCACACGCAUUACGCAGUCUCACUCUGGCCGUUGAGCUUCUCAAGUCUCGAGGUGGAUCUGCCACUGAAAGUGCAGCCAGGUGGGCCAUGCGGGUCAUGGACUUUGGCUUGGUCGGUCCAGUUGGUCAAAUUUUAUUCACAGAGAGAGUUUCAACAUGUUAUGCCUCGAAGACUCCCGUGAGCGGAGCCAGAUGGGGUGCUCGUCGUCGUAAAGCCGGCAUGUGGAGCAUAUUUGCUGCAGAUCAAUGGCUCAAAGCUGGGAAGGCGACUCAAGCUUCAGCCUGCCUGGAAGAGGCCGAGCGUCUUUACGCCGAUGUCUUAGAGGUGGAUGGUGUUUUUCCCAUGCCUGAGAUGCAGACUUUCGUCGACAAUUUGCGACAUGCUGUGAAAGUUGAAUAUCUUGGCACAAGAGGCUUCAAUACACAGGAUGAGCCAGCGCCAGAGGAGCUCGAAGCAACUGAAGAAACAAGUGAGCAGCUUGCAAAAGUUGGGAAACGUACUCAUCGCCACUCACUGAUUGGUCUCCCUGCACAACUGGAUGCAGGCAGUCUCAACACCACUUCAGGUGUCAGGGACCCGGAAGACCCCCCAAAUGAUGACUUUGAACGAGCCUGA